UGAGAUGAGGGGAGUGAACCAACAACUCGUAAACUGGUUCAUUCAAGAAGAGGAGAAACGGAGAAAGAUGGUGGACGCGGCAGUGGUGACAGUGGUCAGACAAUGACGUCCUUCUUCUGUCCCAAGCAGCCCUUGGUGUGUUAUUUUUAACCUUCGAGCAGGCGAAAAUGGAGGAGGCGAACGGAGGAGUUUCGCCGUCAGUGGCACCGCAAAAGCCGGUGGCCCACGUCCGACCCAUGCUGGCCGCCUCGACGCCCAGUCCGACCACGAGUCCGAGUCCGUCGCCGAAGCAACACGUCCUUCAGGUGCAACGACCAGCGCUCGUUCACACCGUGAGGGCCAAAAAGUGUCGCUUCGUGCGCAACGGCGACAGAUUCUUCAGGGGUGUCCACCUGGCCGUCAACCUCGAGCGCUUCCGAAACUUUGACAGUCUGCUCGCGGAGGUCACACGGCUGCUGCAGGGCACUGAAUGCAUGCCCCUGCCCAGUGGCGUGCGAACCCUCUACUCGACCAAGAAUGGAAUCAGGGUCACUAGUGCUGAAGAUUUGAAAGACGGAGAGAUAUACGCUUGUGCCAGUGCUGGCGAACUCUACAAAAAGACACAAUACGGUCAGGUGAUGCGGAAGCCUCGUCACCUGUCGCCUCAUCUGUCAAAGGUGCCGGAGCACUCGCCUUGCUCUUCCGACACAGGGACCUCAGUCCGACCUCGAUUAAUAGUAAUAGUUCGAAGUGGCAACCGACCGCGCCGAGUUGUCCGAGUGCUGAUUAACAAACGAAACUCGCCCUCAUUCGAAGUGGCGUUGAAUCACAUGACUGAGUACGUCAAACUAGACACUGGUGCGGUCAGAAAACUCUUCACUCUUGAAGGAAAACAGGUGCAAAAUUUGGAAGACCUGAUGGCGUGCCAAAGUGGAGUUUUCAUUGCUUAUGGUACAGAAAGGCACAGCAGAGAUGACUUUGAACUUGAUCUCGAAGAAUACAAAAGCCUCCAGAGCUUGACGAAAUCUACUGGCAGGCGAGUCUUCCCUCCUGCGCUGAUGACCAUGUCUGUGAAGCCAAUCAGGAAAUUCUGCGGAUCCGCCGAGCAGCUCAGUCGUAAGUCCAAAGGAUCUUGUUCGCCUCUGCUGAGAACAUCCCUCAUGAAGAAACCUCCGCCACCAAAGCCAAAGAUGCCUCGCAAAACGAAAACGACAGCCAAAAAGCCGCCAGUUGCCUCUCCACCUCCGUCCGAGGAACCCGACAGUCUUCCAGAAACGGUGGCACGUGAGUACGAGGCUGGGCGGAUAAUUGGCGACGGAAAUUUUGCCGUCGUGAAGGAGUGCGUCCUGAGGAAGACAGGCGAAUACUUUGCCCUGAAGAUCAUCGACAAGGACAAGUGCAAAGGCAAGGAGCACAUGAUUGCCAGCGAGGUGGCCAUCCUCAGAAGGGUCAGACACCCAAACAUUGUACAUCUGUACGCCGAAUUUGACUUUCCAAGGCAGCUCUACUUAGUCAUGGAGCUUGUCAAGGGUGGCGACUUGUUUGAUGCCAUUGCUGCUGCCAACAAAUUCAACGAACGAGACGCAGCCACUAUGACGCGCCACUUGUGCUCAGCCUUGAGCUACCUGCACCAGCGACGAAUUGUCCAUCGGGACAUCAAGCCUGAAAACCUGUUGGUGGACGUGGAUGAGAGCGGCUGCCGCAUUUUGAAACUGGGCGAUUUUGGCCUGGCGCAGGAAAUAACUGAACCCCUGUACAUGGUGUGCGGAACACCCACUUACGUAGCUCCCGAAAUCCUGGCCGAGACUGGCUAUGGUUUGAAAGUGGACAUUUGGGCCGCCGGUGUGAUCCUGUACAUCCUACUUUGUGGCUUCCCACCCUUCGUCAGUGCCAGCAACGAUCAGGAGGAACUCUUCGACGUGAUUUUGAGCGGUAUUUUUGAAUUUCCGUCGCCCUAUUGGGACCCGAUCAGCGACUCGGCCAGAGAACUGGUGGCCAGCAUGCUGCAGCCAGACCAGUCGCUCCGAUUUUCUGCAGAAGACGUUCUUGAUCAUCCUUGGCUUUCGGAAUGCUACUCAUCAGACGAUGAAGCAAGUCUUCAGUUAUAUCAUCGUCUCGGUGUGCGUUUUGAACUAAGCCAGGAGACAAGAUCUGACACCCACCUCAGCUCAUGAAAGACAUUCCAAACUACGAUAAUCUAAUCAAGACGAAACUAAUAUAAUACGACAAGCAAUGAUUUUGAUUCAGGAAGUCCCUGGACAAUUCCAGUAUUCCCAAAGACUUUUGAUUAACCUAUACCUGCUAAUCAUUUGAUCUGUAAUAACAUGUGUUACGCAAAUUGCUAAAGAUGAUUAUAAUUUUACUGAAGCUAUUAAAAAGUAAUGAAGAUUAAUAAAUUAUAACGUUUUAGUAAUUUUUAUCUUGAA
Molecule: messenger RNA, 2405 nt
Organism: Neocloeon triangulifer
Lineage: Eukaryota; Metazoa; Arthropoda; Insecta; Ephemeroptera; Baetidae
Product: serine/threonine-protein kinase DCLK1
Exons: 9
Coding region: 168-2153 (661 amino acids)
Biological process (GO): intracellular signal transduction; protein phosphorylation
Molecular function (GO): ATP binding; protein kinase activity
Source: RefSeq, a predicted model, not a curated record